AUGAAAAAUUUGAAUAAAUGGAAAAUUUUACAGAAAAUGGUUAGAUAAAUACAAAAGCAAAAAGAAAGAGAUCAUCAUCUACAUUUGCUGUUGACUAAAUUGACCCAUUAGAGACUAAUAUAAUAAACUGAAGAAAACAAUAGAAAUUACGAGGAAAUUAUUGAAGUCUAUAAUAAAAGCGUUAUUGAGGAAGCCAAUGAGACAAUUUUGAGCGAAAAUACUUAAUCUAAACACUCAUAAUCUAUAAAGGGGUCAUCAGACUAUUACAAAAAGAAACUCUAAAAUUAAAAAUCAAUCUACAGAGAAAUUAGAAAAAAGUGUAUAGUGAUGGCUAUAAUCAAUUUAGUAGGAUUCACAAUAUGUUCAUCAUUAUGUGCUUUUAUGUACCCAUUAGAUAUUCUGGCUUUUGCAGUUUCUAUAAUCUUCAUGAUUAUUAUGAUUGGAUUAAUAUUGAAAUAUCACAAGUGA
Messenger RNA from Stylonychia lemnae, 468 nucleotides. NCBI's taxonomy places the organism in Eukaryota, Ciliophora, Spirotrichea, Sporadotrichida, Oxytrichidae. The record is from the annotation of a GenBank genome assembly.